AUGCAGCACAAGAUCGUCGUCGUCAAGGCUAGACGCUACUGCACACUUCGUUGCAAGCCUCGCACGCUGGAUCUCAGCAUGGAGACCAUGUCCUCCUACUUUCACAUGCCCCUCGAUGAGGCGGCGAAGAAGCUGGGGAUCGCUUCUACCACGCUCAAGCUCAUCUGCCGCAAGCUUGGAGUUCCUCGAUGGCCCUACCGAAACGUUCAGAAGGAGCAGAGACGAUCCUUGGAUCAUUCGAUUGGCGUUCAACCUUCCUUCAUGUCGACUAGCUCGUUGCCGGAUAGAGGAACGGCAGUUGAGGACAAAAGGGGAGUGGCGGCCGGAGCAGUGUGUUUGAUGGAAAGAGGGAGAGAGGAGUGGAGACGGGUGCGUGAGCUUCUCGGGGCUGAAGCACUUUUUGAGGAGGCGAUGGAGCAUGUGGGAGGGCGGGGGAGGUCAGGAAGGUAG
This is a messenger RNA of Guillardia theta CCMP2712, 450 nucleotides long. RefSeq lists its product as hypothetical. Bases 1 to 450 code for a protein of 149 amino acids. The record is from RefSeq and is a predicted model, not a curated record. Gene Ontology annotation, molecular function: DNA-binding transcription factor activity. The transcript has 2 exons. NCBI's taxonomy places the organism in Eukaryota, Cryptophyceae, Pyrenomonadales, Geminigeraceae.